Molecule: messenger RNA, 1200 nt
Organism: Gongylonema pulchrum
Lineage: Eukaryota; Metazoa; Nematoda; Chromadorea; Rhabditida; Gongylonematidae
Source: the annotation of a GenBank genome assembly
UUGGUACCGGAUGAGAAAUGGAACUUAUCACCGGCGGUUUUAAAAACUUUACAAAGACGAUUACUUUUCGAACGUGAUAAUCCUCUCAGCCUGCUCAAACAGCGCAUUGUCAGCUUCAUGUACAGCAAAUUCCAGGUGAAAGGUGGAUUAUCUCCCAUGUUCGCUGUUGUUGAUAAUCAGCCACGUGUGGUUUCCGUAUUUGAGAAUUUUGAUUCGUUGCUUGUACCGUGGGAUCACGUCAGUCGAUCGGAUCUCGAUACCUAUUACGUCAAUAAGGACCACUGCUUGAGAGCACACACAUCUGCCCAUCAGCACUCGCUUAUCAAGCAAGGCCUGGAUAAUUUCCUGGUUAUUGGUGACGUUUAUCGACGUGAUGCUAUUGACAGAACUCAUUUUCCAUGUUUCCAUCAAGUUGAGGGUGUUCGUCUCUUCACUGCGACUGAAUUAUUCGGUGACCCUGAUAAACUCGCCAUUUUGCAGAAAACUCUCCUUACGAACGGUCUACGAACUGCGGAAGGCCAGGAACAGCACGCAGGCGAUGUGACGCAGCUUCUGACAAAAGACUUAAAGGAAACACUGGAGAAUCUGUGUGGGCACAUAUUCGGCAGUGAGCAUAAGCUGAGGUGGGUGAGUGCUGAGUUCCCGUUCACACAUCCGUCGUUCGAGCUUGAAAUGUAUUAUGACAACAAAUGGAUGGAAGUGCUUGGCUGUGGUGUUAUCGAGCAAAAUCUCCUUAAAAUGGCUGGCAUCGUUGAUAGGGUUGGUUGGGCAUUUGGCCUUGGUCUCGAACGACUUGCCAUGAUCCUGUAUGAAAUCCCGGAUAUUCGUUUAUUCUGGAGCCGUGAUUCCGGUUUCCUGUCACAGUUUGCUGGUAAAUCGCCAAAUGAUGAUAUUAAAUAUGUCCCAGUUAGCGUUCAUCCGCAAAUACUGUAUGAUUUAUCGUUUUGGCUUCCAGAGGGUAUUAGCCCAGAAGCAAUGGUCGCGGAAACAUACGAUCUGAUACGCUCUUUAGGUGGCGAACUCAUUGAGCAGGUGAAAGUAACGGAUACAUACAUGCAUCCAAAAACGAUGAGAAGAAGUCAGACCUAUCGUUUGGUUUAUCGAAGUCAUUCAGGUACCCUCACCAAAGAAGACGUGAAUCCGAUUCAUUCGCUUAUUAGGGAGAAAUUAGUCGAAAGUUUUGGUGUUACAUUGCGAUGA